GUCGCGAGAGAUGCUUCAGUAUGGCGUCGGCGAAGUAGUGAUCGCGAUACGUUUCUCGGGGAACGAACGAAAUCCACACCCACAUGUUUUCGUCGUGACGCGCGCGGGAUAUGCACAGCUAUUCAAAAUAUUUUCUAUUCGUUUUGCAAUUUCGACUCGAUCUGGAAGAAUUACGCGUGACUUCCGAUUUAAGUAAUAUAUGCGUUGUAGAUGAUGAUCUUUUAUGUGUAAAAUUCGCGCUCUAACGAGAGUAUAUGUGGUGACACGAUCCGCGGUCAUGUGGCAAAACAUGUAUAUACAAAGUGCGAGCAUAGCAUUUACGGAUAAUCUUCGAAGUGGCCAUCUAAAGAAACGAUAAUUGCGCGUGUCGAAUGAUGGAGAACGCACGAGAAAGAAAAAUUAAUACAUUGUUGUAUAACACAUGAGCGCAAUCAGGAAACUCUCUCUCUCGCUCUUCGAUGGAAAAGUGAAUGAGAAGAGCGGAGGAUGACAACAAAAUAAGAAUUUCGUCUCUAACGGCUGUGCGACAAUUAUUCUUUGAAGACCAAGCAUUGGGGUGUCACGACUAUGAUGAAUCGGGAAAACGAAGAACAACGACCGAUCUCACAGACGCUGUGCGGCGCGUUGCAAAAAGAGCCGAAUUGCAAAUGCUUGGUUCUGACCGUACUUAUAUACGGCUGUCUCGCUGCAGUAACGUGGUGUAGAUGCGCUAAUGUUACCAAGAUUAUGGUCAACUAUACCAAGUUUCCCAUCAGAAGUACGAAGCAUGUGUCGUCGCCUUGCGACGAUGGCUACAUAUAUAUUCCGGUGGCAUUCAUGGGAAUGCUUUAUCUGGUUUAUCUGGUAGAAUGUUAUCACUCGCCGAUCAGAAUCGAUCUAUUGCACGCGGAGAGUCAGGACAGCGUGCUGUCCAAAUUGGCCCAGCUGAAAAUGGCACAGCCGAGGAUAUGGUGGAAAGCCGUUUCCUAUCACUACGUGCGCAGGAAACGACAGAUCACGCGUUACAGAAACGGAGAUAAUUAUACUACAACGCAGGUAUAUUACGAAAGAGUGAAUACACAUUCGGCCACGUCGCACUAUUAUUACGAAUAUUGCGGAGUGAAGGACAUCAGCAAGGAAUUAAUACUCGAGUCGAAGAUACCGAUCACAAAGAUUCUGCUCACCAAAGGUUUUGCGUUCUCCAACGUACGAUCCGCCACGGAAUUCGAAGAGGCUCGAUCGCGAUUCUUCGCCGAACAGGAACUCAGUGACGAUUACAUGGAGAUGAGAGAAGGUCUCGAUCUUGGCUACAACGUUAACAAAAUGUUGGUCGCGGUUUUCGGUAAUCCCUGGUUCACGAACUCCUAUGUUUACUGGUGUUUAAGCGCUUUGCUGCUUAGCUGGCCGCUGAGAGUGAUGAUAGAGUACAACACGCAAUACGUCGAGUAUCAGGUUACUAAGCUCUUUGGUGUGAAUUACGAUACACCUAUCUCCAGCGAACCCAUACACGCGUCCAUGAGCCAAUUGAGUCAACCGGGAUCUUACAUGCUGGCGCCCAGUUACAGCGAGGCAUUACUGAUGGAUCCGGUGACAUCUUGUAACGACGAAACUGAACGAAAUUGGCAGACUCAGGGGGAGGCUGACAUCGCGACCAAUAUAAUUCCCAGCUAUUCCGAAGCACUUCUCUACGAACGUGCCAAACAGUUUGAUCAUCGAAACAUGAUGGUGAACAGUGCUGUCGGAAGCGCAAACGACGCGAUAACUAUUACCUGCAACGACAAUCCGAAUAGACAAAUUUUGCCACUGAUACCAUGCGAGUGUCACUGUCCUUGCCCGUGUCACGAGAACACAAAUUGUUACAAAAUAAAGAUAAAUAAUGAUCACAAUUACAUCGAAAAUGCGACUGGCACCGAUCACGUCGACGUUCGAACGCGAACGAAUAACACGCGCGAGGUCAGUGAUGUUUUCGAAAAUGAGCUUGCGACACUAAGAACGACCGCUGACGGUCGAUUGCGUCCACCCGAGAUUGUGAAUCCCUGUUCCAUGAACGAUCUCCGGACAGAAGCGUCUCCGAGUAGGUGUGGCAGUUGCGGCAGAAUGUCCACCAGCACGCAGACAAUUAACUCGGACGCAAUUUCCCGCGCUUCUGUAAGAAACAGACCCAGCGAGUCCUCGCAAACCUUGUCCAAAGACUUCGCACUGGGUGCGAUAUCCAAAAAGGAAGUUAUGCCUCGCGACAUUUCGGAGCCGAAUUUGAAAACGCGAACGGAAUCGAUGAACGCCUUUCUCCCGAAAGAGAAUGUAAGAAGCUUGGAAAAUAUUUUGGAAAACGAAAAAAAACCGACAAGAAGCAACCGAGUUGACGUGACCGUUGCGGAGGUAAGUGCUUCGCGAGUGAACAACACUACCGAGCAACAACAGAAGAGAUUGCCGACCAACCUGCCUCCCGUUGUCCAUCGACGUUCUCCCUUCACCGACGAGGCGAGUCAUUCGACCAAGAAUACGAGCAAAGGCGCCAUUCCGAAAACCGAGCUACGUAACAACCGGAUCACGGUGAAUCCCAUGUCAAACGAGGCUUGUUGGAAACUGCCCAAUUCGAAGACGUAUCUGUGCCUCAAGUCUAUGCUCAAGCAGAACAAACGGAGAUACACGCUGGUGACCGCGGAUGAAUUUCAGAAUCUUACAGAUCAAGACGCCUACCGAGGUUUCGAACGCGGUUUAGAUACAAGUAUCAAGAGUGAUUGGAAUACGCAACUGGACAAUCGUUCGCGCUUCGCGGAGAGAUUGAAUUCCAGAAGGAGACUGCCGUCAUUUGAGGAAUUCGUGUCGGCGAGAGACAAAAUGAUGCAUGCCAAUGAUCACAGGAGAACGCUCAUUUUCGCUAGUCCGAUACAAGAAGUUUUUCCUGGCGACCCAUUUGGCGGCAAGAACAUCGUGCCAGUUAGAAAUCUGAUUGAACGCAACACAGCGGAAGAUAUUGCGAACGCCUCAGCAAACACUCAACGUCCGAUCCGAUCUCCGGUCGAUCGGAACGCACAAUGCAAACGUUUUUCGGACGAUCACGCCGGAGAACAAGUCCACGUUUCAGCCGAGCCAUUCCGAUUCGACGAGCAUCCGUCGAGUCGCAUUGAGAGAGGACUCCAUUAUCUCUUGAACAAGAGAUUCUCAGUCGAGUCGUCGAUCGUAGACGUAGACACGAUUCGCGCCAACACCAACGAGACUUGUGAGAGCGACACUCCGCUUCCUCCUUACAGCGGAAUAUUUUCCGAUUGUAUGAACAGAAGAUCAAGCUCGGUUUCGAGCUCGACUGAACACAAUGACAGAUCUCAGGAAACUAAUUCAACUAAUAAUUUAUACUCGCCACGUACGAGGCGUCAGUUAGCUGGUUUAACCAGGUCGUUCACAGAGCGUCGUCGAUCGAAGGUCGCUCGUUUCGAUCGAAACUUCCGUAGGAGCUUCACUGGCAGAGUGGAGGAUUACAGAACGGAACACGCGAGACGAGCGAACUUCAGCAUGGAGACGUCGUUAUAACGAGGGCGCGAAUGAAUUAAUUGAAAGUUGAUUGGUCAUCGAGCAUCUUUCUUUUUUUGAAAGAGAAGAACAGCGCACAGAUCCUGUGUCCGUUCCUACAUGUGAUUGUACAUAUACAUACAUCUUAUUUCUAUACGCGGUAAUUUUAGAAUACUUUAAUAAACUACAGAGAUGCAAAUUAUAUUAUAGAAACUCUUCAAUUAUAUACAUUUAUUCUUCCAGAAGUACCUUGAACUACGAAUAAUAAUAAUAAUAAUAAAGCUACAAAAAUCAAACGCGGAUGUAAAUUGUGAAUAAGGUAAAAUUGUAAUUAAAAACAACGCAGAAGGUUGUAAAUUCAGCCUGAUAAUUAGUGCAUCUCUGUAGAUACACACAUAUAUAUAUAUAUAUAUAUAUAUAUAUAUAUAUAUACACAAAAUCUAAGAAAAAACGGCAAAUUUUUUCUUUGAAGAUCGAUUAGCUGUGAAAUUAUUUAUGCAACUCAAAUGUCUUAAGAAUGCAUGUUUACCUCGUCCGUAUACAAUAUUAUACGUAUAUAUAUAUAUAUAUUAAAUGGUUUUAUUAUCUAACUUAGGAUUAAGAACAGAGUGUGCGCUGCUGACUGUGUGGGAUUUAGCUAAAUCGAAAAAAGAAACCGUUGGCGCGACACUCAGCCUUAAAAUUGUUACUACUUUUUGUGUUCCACGCUACUAGUAUAUUGUAAGUAUCCGUCCUAUACUCCUUUCGAGAGUUAAACGUACGAACGGAUCACGUGAUUUCCAUGUCAUUCUAAUGCCGGGGCUAUUGCUCCUCAACGUUCCUUUGCUUAAAGACGUGUACCCUCGCGUCUUUAAAAAGGACCAGGAAUGUUUCGCGUAAUAUAAUCAAGUCUCAAGAAUCUGCAUUUAGCGUUAAAUAUGAUUAACUGUUUUUGCGAUCUUCAUUAGCUUUAUAUACAGGGUGUCCCAAUAUUGGUGUAACAUCUCUUGUAGACAGGUAGAAGAAGUAAA
Messenger RNA from Pseudomyrmex gracilis, 4499 nucleotides. RefSeq lists its product as uncharacterized. The transcript has 9 exons. Bases 568 to 3510 code for a protein of 980 amino acids. NCBI's taxonomy places the organism in Eukaryota, Metazoa, Arthropoda, Insecta, Hymenoptera, Formicidae. The record is from RefSeq and is a predicted model, not a curated record.